AUGGCUUCCAUUCGCGUGCUGUCGUUCGAUGCUGAGGGCCGCCCUGUGCGUUUCACCGCUUGGCUAGAUGACCUGCAGCUGUUUCUCCUGAGCGAUAGCAAGGAGCAUGUGUCGCUCUAUGACUACGCGUCUGGUGCUGCGCCUGCCCCUCCUGCCACAGCUGAGCUUAGUGUUCGUUCCCACUGGCAGACUCGUGACGCAGCUGCUCGCCUAGCCAUUCGCAGUCACCUGCCGUUAGCUGAGCUAGAGCAUUUUGGCGACUGCAAAUCCGCUAAGGCCCUGUACGACGCUGUCGUCGCUCGCUACUCCUCGCCUGCCACAGCCGAGCUUAGCCGCCUCAUGCUGCCGUACCUGUUCCCCGAUCUGUCCACCUUUACUACAGUCGCCGAUCUUAUCACCCACCUUCGCACUAGUGAUGCUCGCCUGCGUGCCGCCCUUCCCACCGAGUUCUGCGCUAAGAACCCCCCUCCACUGUACUGGACACUCCACUUCAUAGUCACCCAUCUCCCUGACACCCUCCGCUCAGUUCGAGACCACUUCCUUGCUCGCUGUCCCACUGAGCUCACAGUCGCCCUCCUAGAGGAGCACCUGCUCGCGGCCGAAAAGAGCAUUGUAGCUGUCGGUGCUGCUCGUGGCGCUCCUCGCACCCCCAUCUUUGAGGGGUGUUCUCCCUCUCCCCUCGCUCCCUCCUACGCUGCUGCUGCUGCUGUUGACUUCCUUGGUGCUGAGUCUGUUGGCGCUGCUUCUGCUCCUAGUGGGAGGCGCCGCACCGGCAAGGGCAAGGGGGGCAAAAGUGGUGGUGGUGGCGCUGGUGGGGGAGGAGGUGGGGGAGGUGGGGGGGGAGGCGGUGCUGGAGGGAGCGGUGGCGGGAGCGCUGGUGGGAGUGGGGUCGGUGGUGGAGACGGGGGCGGCGGAGGGAGCAGUGGCAGUAGUGGCGGCGGCGGCGGUGGCGGCGGUGGCGGUGGUGGCGGUGGUGGCGGUGGCGGUCGGAGCGGUGGUAGUGGUGGCGGCGGAGGUCGGAGUGGAGGCACUGGCUCUGGCCAGAGCUCCCAGCAGCAGCAGCGUCCCCAGACGACCCAGCAGCUUCGUGAGUGGCUUGCUCAGCGUGGGACGUCGGGGGCCAGUGCCCGCUGUUCUUAUGUCAUUCGCACAGGUGACCGCAAGGGACAGACGUGUGGGAGGUUCCACACCCCGUACCGCUGCUUCUCCCGCCUUGACGACGCUUGGCGUGAGGAGAUGGGUGCGGAUGUUGAGCGCCCCCGCUGGGCUGAGCUCAUGAGGGCUGGUGUUGAUGUCUUUGCUCUUGACUAUGAUGCUAUUAUUGCUGCCAUGUAUGCAUUGACUGUUAGUGCCGAGGGAGACUGUUACUUGUGUGUGCCGCCUGACCCAGGUAUAGAGCCCGCUGCCCUGGGUACUAGUGAGUCUGCUCUCUCUGGUAUGGUGCCCCCUGUACUUGCUCCCCCCAGUGCUGUCCCGGCUGGUUUCGAGUCUGCUCUCUCAGGUACCGCACUGGCUGAGGCCUGUCACACCUUCACCCUUGACUCAGGUGCUUCCCGUUGCUUCUUUCGUGACAGUACUGAGCUCACACCGCUUCCUGCACCGGUCCCAGUCUCCUUGGCUGACCCCUCUGGGGGCCCAGUCCUUGCCCAGUCCACCACUGUCCUCCCUUGUCCGGCGGUUCCGUCUGGCUCGUUGUCGGGUUUCCACCUCCCCUCGUUCUCGACGAACCUGGUGAGCAACGCUGUCCUCCAGGAUCAGUGGGUUGACACCUUUACCCCUGGCGGACAGCGUGUGGCGAUCUGCACGUGCUCCAGGACCGGCCGUCACCUGGCUACGUUCACCCGUCGGCCGGGGUCGAGUCUCUACACACUGACCACUGCGUCUCCCCAGGUAGCUGCUGUCGGUCAGGUGUCUGCGUCAGGUCUGGUGGCCCACGCCUGUGAGUGUCGUUCCCUGUCGCACCAGACUCUUCUCUGGCACCACCGCCUGGGUCACCCCUCCUUGCCACGCCUUCGUGGCAUGCACCGUCGCCUCCUUGUGUCCGGUCUUCCCAGGUCCCUCCCUCCCCUCCCUGCCUCGCCUGCGCCGCCUUGCCUUCCUUGCGUCGAGGGGCGGCAGCGCGCCGCUCCUCACUCCUCCUCGUUCCCCCCGACAGAGGCUCCUCUGGAGACCCUCCACCUGGACGUGUGGGGCCCAGCCCGCGUUCGUGGUCAGGGCGGUGAGCGGUAUUUUUUGCUGGUUGUCGACGACUACUCGCGUUACACCACGGUCUUCCCCUUGCGCACCAAGGGUGAAGUCCCUGCUGUUCUGAUCCCUUGGAUCCGCAUGGUUCGUCUCCAGCUCCGCCGCCGUUUCCGGACGGAUCUUCCUGUCCUGCGUCUGCACUCUGACAGAGGUGGUGAGUUUUCCUCCGACCUCUUGAGGACCUUCUGUCAGGCGGAGGGCAUCGAGCAGACCUUCACGCUUCCGGACUCCCCACAGCAGAAUGGGGUUGCUGAGCGUCGCAUUGGCCUGGUCAUGGAGGUCGCUCGUACCUCCUUGGUCCACGCGGCGGCUCCCCAUUUUCUGUGGCCGUUUGCUGUCCGGUACGCCGCGCAUCAGCUCAACCUCUGGCCCCGUGUCUCCUUGCCGGAGACCUCGCCCACACUGCGUUGGACGGGGGAGGUUGGCGAUGCGUCGCGCUUCCGGGUGUGGGGUGCUCGUGCCCUUGUCCGCGAUACGUCUGCGGACAAGCUCUCCUCCCGCACGCUUCCCUGUGUCUUCCUUGGCUUUGUCCCUGACGCGCCUGGCUGGCAGUUUUACCACCCCACCUCGCGCCGGGUCUUCGCCUCUCAGGAUGUCACCUUUGACGAGUCGGUCCCCUUUUACCGUCUCUUCCCCUACCGCACUGCCCCCCUCCCUCCCCCGCCGCUUUUCCUUGCUCCUGGUCCCCCUCCGGUAGACCCCCUUCCCCCUCAGGGUCCUGCUCCUUCAGGUGUCUCUCAGGUAGACCCUCCUCCCGUCGCUGAGCCUGUCGAGGUCACAGGUGACUCAGGUGCUGCUGCGGGUGGUGCUGCUGGGAGUGCUGAGCCUGGGGGUGCUGAGCCUGGGGGUGCUGGGCCUGGGGGUGCUGGGGCUGCAGGUGCUGGGACUGAGGGUGCUGGAGCUGAGGGUACGGUGCCUGAGAGUACGGAGCCUGGGGGUGCUGCGCCUGGGGGUGCUGAGCCUGCGGGUGCGAGGCCUGGGAGUGCUGGGACUGCGGGUGCUGGGGCUGAGGGUACUGUGCCUGAGAGUUUGCCGCCUGGGGGUGCUGAGCCUGGGGGUGCUGCGACUGGGGGUGCUGAGCCUGCGGGUACUGAGCCUGCGGGUACUGAGCCUGGGGGUGCUGCUACUGAGCCUACGGAGCCUCGGGUUACUGUGUCUGGGGGUGCUCCGGUUCGGGGUGCUGAGCAGUCUCUCACACCGCAGCAGCUUCGUGACUGGUACGUCCGACGCUUUCGCCGUCCUAGUGGCUCGGCUGGAGUUGGGGGUGCUGGAGUUGCUCGUCCUGGGGGUGCUCGUACUGGGGGUACUGGAGCUGCCGGGACUGGCUGUUCUGGGAGCGCUGCGACUGGAGCUGCUGGAGCUGGGGACUCUGGCGUUGGCGGUGCUAGCGGAGUUGGAGCUCCCGACUCUGGGGGUGGCGCUGCUGCUGGUGCUGCGGACCCACCUGGUGGAGCUGCUGCUGGUACUGAGGAGUCGGACGGUGGAGCUGCUACUGGUGCUGAGGACCCGGCCGCUGGAGUCCCUUCUGCUUCUAGAGACGCUGCGCGGCCGCGACCAGCGUCGUGA
Messenger RNA from Closterium sp. Yama58-4, 3810 nucleotides. The record is from the annotation of a GenBank genome assembly. Lineage: Eukaryota; Viridiplantae; Streptophyta; Zygnematophyceae; Desmidiales; Closteriaceae.